Messenger RNA from Annulohypoxylon maeteangense, 2269 nucleotides. RefSeq lists its product as uncharacterized. The record is from RefSeq and is a predicted model, not a curated record. NCBI's taxonomy places the organism in Eukaryota, Fungi, Ascomycota, Sordariomycetes, Xylariales, Hypoxylaceae. Gene Ontology annotation, biological process: protein sumoylation. Gene Ontology annotation, cellular component: cytoplasm; SUMO activating enzyme complex. Gene Ontology annotation, molecular function: SUMO activating enzyme activity. The coding region runs from base 178 to 1698 and encodes 506 amino acids. The transcript has 2 exons.
UACGCUUCCCGUCCUAACUGUCAAGGAGACAACAUUUACAACGCAUCAUCAAUCCCGUCCCGAAGAAAUUUAAGCGGCCUCUUACUAGCCACUCUCCUUCAUCCGUUUCAUUCUUCACAUUCACCUUUACUCGAACUCGUAUUUAUUUAUUUCUAACGAUUUUACGAUUUACCGAAAAUGGAGCCUCAAGACCAGCAAGGCGUUGUCUCGAAUCAGCAACAGCAACCCAAUCAAGGCGGGCCACAAACUUCUGAGACGACUCAACCAGUUCAAGACGUGAAUAUUGCUGGACAUGAAGCACAAAUACAGUCACUACCAACACACGGAAUAUCCCUGCCGUCAGGACAUUCCAUUCCCAACAACGGCCUGCCAAUCUUUCCGCCUCCUGAUUCUGCAUUUGUUACGGCGUUUGCCGACCCCGCCGUCUUAGCACCUCCGAAUCAACAAGUCUUAAGCAUCCUCAACCCAGUUAUUGGGCAACCAUCAAACGGAAAUAGUUUGAGUGCAGAUGAUAUCGCCCUCUAUGACCGUCAGCUGCGGCUGUGGGGCAUGGAAGCCCAACAAAAGAUUCAGAGCGCCAACAUUGUUAUCAUUACUAUGAAGGCUCUAGCGAAUGAGAUCGCUAAGAAUCUUGUCCUAGCAGGCAUCGGUUCCCUAACCAUCGUCGACGACCAAAUCGUCACCGAAGCUGAUCUGGGGGCCCAAUUUUUCCUCUCUGAAGAAAAUGUCGGCCAAAGCCGUGCCCAAGCAGCUUCCGUUCGAAUUCAGAAACUAAAUCCCCGAGUUAAGGUCAUCGCUGACUCUGGAGGUAUCAUGACCAAAGGUGCAUCAUUUUUCGGCAACUUUGAUAUCGUCAUCGCCACAGAUCUUAGUCCCACGCUUCUCGCUUUCAUCAACACCGCUACUCGUCUUCAUAAUCGGCAAUUCUACGCAGCUGGAACCUAUGGUUUCUAUGGGUACAUAUUCUGUGAUCUGAUUGAGCACGAUUACGUUGUACAGCGUGACAAGUCCAACGUGCCAACUUCCAUAGGCCCGGAGACACGAACUCGUAGCAUUAUCAAGGUAGAGAGCCAAAAGGAAGGCGGCAAAGUCAUCGAGAAGGUCCAGAAACGCGAACUUUACUCUACUUGGGAUCUCGCCUCUGAGACCAGCCUCUUACCUCCCGAAUAUACCAAAUCCAGACGUCGUCUAAAGGCCGUCUCGCCAGCGCUAUCCUGCCUUCGGGCACUAUGGGCCUUCCAGCAGCUCCACGAUGACCGGUUCCCCGAACACAACAAGCAAGAUCUGGAAGUAUUCACGCGAUCAGCCACGCACAGCCACGCGCUCCUGUCUCUCCCCGCAGACACCAUCCGAUCCGAGUUCCUGCGCAGCUUCCUCCAAAACAUCGGCUGCGAAAUCGCGCCCGUGACGGCCAUCCUCGGCGGCCAGCUAGCCCAGGACGUGAUCAACGUCCGCGGACAGCGCCAGCAGCCGAUCCAGAACAUGGUCGUCUUCGACGGCGAUAAGAUGGAGGCUGAGAUGUACCCCCUCCACCCCGAAGGCCACCUCGGCAGGGCCCAGCUCGAAAUCGCUACGCCCUUGAUGCCCUUGCCUCCCAUUGACCCCUCCCAGAUCCCGCUUCACCCGGUCGAUCCUUCGCAGAUGUCACUUCCCUUGGAUCAGACGGGCGGGAUGGUUGGAACUCAGGGAUUGCAAUAGGGUGUGUGAUCUUUGGAUGGGGGGUUAUUUCUACGCGCAAGGUUGGACUUUGGGUGAGGGAAGAGAUUUGUCGAUGUUGGCAUUGCUAUCAAUGUCGAUGUCACGGCGUUUUUAUCAGAUCUCACGUCUGUACGCGAGUUUGGGCAUAGCCGGCGGCGAUGAUUUUUUUGUUAUCUUGUGGUUACGUGGCGUGCACUCUCUUCACGAAGUUGCGGUGGAUGGAUACCAGAUGAAAAAAUGGGCUGUUAGGUUAAAAAAUACCCUCGCCCGCGGUUGUGUUUUCGUGUUACCUACUGUCUAUUUCCUCCUCUUCCUUUUUCCCUCGCUUUUUAAUCUCACAGUACGGAAGCUGGGACCCUUGCGAAUAGCUGACCUGGCUGUAUUACAUGCAUGCGUGAAAAAAUGAAAGGAAAAGGAAAGACAGCAACAAAAUUAGAGGGCGGCGAAGAAAAGAUGGCGAUUGUGUACGAUACCAAUGCUUACCUAGGUUACUGCUCAUAGAUGAUUCAUGAAGAUGCUGUGGUAGUGACUAUGAAAUGGCCUUGCUACCUAGGUACUUUGAUUAUCCUGA